AUGGCUCCCCAAAAGGAUCUUGACAUCGCCAUCAUUGGCGGAGGUAUUGCGGGCCUCACGCUCGCCAUCGCCCUUCAUCACCGUGGUGUACCCUUCACUCUGUACGAACAAGCACCCGCUUUCGGUGAGAUUGGUGCCGGGGUGUCUUUUACUCCCAGUGCGGUUCAGGCGAUGCAAUGCUGCCACGACGGCAUUUACGACGCGUUUGAGAAAGUCUGCACUCGAAACGAGUGGGAAUCCAAGCAGAAGCUGUGGUUUGAUUACCAUGAUGGCUACAACACUCCCCCCGGCCAUUCAUUCCCAAUCUCCAACUCCCUGGGCCAGAGAGGAGUCCAUCGUGCAGAAUUUCUCGGCCAGCUUGUCAAUCUCAUUCCGCAACAUGUCGCGAGGUUCAACAAGGUUCUCACGGGCAUCAGGAGCGCUGCCAACGGCAAGUUAGUUAUGGAGUUCCUUGAUGGUACCACAGCAGAAGCUGAUGGCAUCAUCGGAUGCGAUGGUAUCAAGUCCCGAGUCCGGCAAGAACUAUUUCCGGCUUCCAAGCCUUCAUACUCUCACAAGUAUGCGUAUAGAGGCUUGAUACCGAUGAGCAAGGCCAUCGAGGCCAUCGGAAACGAGAAUGCGCAAAACGCAUGCAUGUAUAUGGGACCCGGGGGCCAUGUUCUCACAUUCCCAGUAAAGUCUGGCACGGUGAUGAAUGUCGUGGCUUUCCACACAUCGGAGGAACCAUGGAAAGACAGUGAAAGAAAUGUUCGAACGGCAACCCGCGCGGACGCCCUCCGCGACUUCACUGGCUACGGGGAAGAUAUUACCAAGAUCCUGCAGUUGACAGAUGAAAAGUUGAAUGUGUGGGCCAUUUUCGACCUGCACGACAAUCCAGUCCCUUCGUUUUAUCAAGGGAGAGUCUGCAUAUCUGGGGACGCCGCGCAUGCGACAUCUCCACACCACGGCGCUGGAGCCGGGUUCUGCAUCGAAGACAGCGCUGUCUUGGCUGCACUGCUAUCCCACGAGGCGGUCAGCUCGCCCGCCGAUCUUGAGCUGGCUUUUGCUGUCUUUGACGAAUGCAGGCGGGAGAGGGGACAGUGGCUAGUCGAAAGCAGCAGGUUUAUCGGAGACUGCUAUGAGUGGAGAGCCGAGGGUGUGGGCAGCGAUUUUGCCAAGAUUGAGAACGAGAUCAAUACAAGGAACAGCAUUAUUGUUGACGUUGAUGUCGCAGAGAUGUGUCAACAGGCAAGAGACACUCUGUCGAGAACGUGCGGUAGCCUUGCGCGUGAAAUCUCUGCUAAUAUAUAA
Molecule: messenger RNA, 1290 nt
Organism: Clonostachys solani
Lineage: Eukaryota; Fungi; Ascomycota; Sordariomycetes; Hypocreales; Bionectriaceae
Source: the annotation of a GenBank genome assembly